AUGAUAACCGAUGUUACAGCAGCCAAAUAUGGAUCAUCAUUCCAGUUUGGUUAUAACACAGGAGUUGUUAAUUCACCUGAAACGGUAAUGAAAGAUUUCUAUAAUGUAACUUAUUAUAAAAAAGAAGGCAAAGAAAUAACAGAUAGUUUAUUAACGUUGUUAUGGGCUUUGACAGUUGCUAUGUAUGCUGUAGGUGGAAUGGUUGGAGGGGUCAGUGCUGGAUAUUGGGGUAACAAAUUUGGCAGACGUGGUGCUCUAUUAAGAAAUAACAUAAUAGCUGUCAUAGCUGCUGGUUUAUUAGGUUUCUCUAAAAUGGCUGAUUCUUAUGAAAUGUUAAUGGUAGGACGAUUUAUUUGUGGUAUCAAUGCAGGUAUUAAUACAGGUGUAGCUCCAUUGUAUUUAUCAGAAAUAGCACCAAUUGAAUUGAGGGGGUUUUCUGGAACUUUUAAUCAGUUAUCUAUUACUUUUGGUGUCAUGGUAUCUCAACUGUUAGGUUUAAAAUUUAUAUUGGGUACAGAAAAAUACUGGCCUUUAUUAUUGGCAUUAACAAUUGUACCAGUUAUAUAUCAACUAUGUGUAUUGUCUAUGUGUGUAGAGAGUCCAAGAUAUUUGAUGUUAACAAAACAAAACGAAUUUGAAGCAACAAAAGCAUUAAAAUGGCUGCGGAAUUCAGAUGAUGUAGAAGAUGAGAUCAGAGAAAUGAGAGUAGAAGCAGAAGAACAAAAACAUCAUAAGAAGUUUUUUAUAAGUGAUUUGAUAAAGACACAUGAAUUAAGAAUUCCAUUUAUAAUCAGUAUAGUUUUACAAUUAUCUCAACAAUUCUCAGGCAUUAAUGCGGUAAUUUAUUACUCUACUAGUAUAUUUACAUCAGCUGGUCUAGAUAAAGACAAGGCUUCAUAUGCCACAGUUGGUGUUGGUGUAGUUAACAUACUCAUGACGUUUGUAUCAGCGUUUUUAAUGGAUAAGUUGGGUCGAAGGAGCUUACAUCUUCUUGGUUUAGGUGGAAUGUUUAUUUUUACCAUUGUUCUUACAGUUUCUAGAAUAUAUCAGCCUCAAGAUCACUGGUUAUCAUUUGUAUGUAUACCUGCUGUAGUAUUUUAUAUUGUAUCCUUUGCAUCAGGACCAGGUUCUAUACCAUGGUUUAUUGUAGCAGAACUAUUUACUCAAGGACCUCGUACAGCAGCUGUCAGUGUAGCUGUAUUAGUUAACUGGGCUGCUAAUUGUAUUGUAGGUUUUGUUUUUCCUAUUCUACAGAAUGCCAUCAAUGAAUACUCAUUCCUUCCAUUUGCUGCCAUGUUAGUGGGAUUUUGGAUUUUUACUUUCAUCAUGCUACCAGAAACAAAGGGCAAGACUGUUGAAGAAAUUUCUGAGAUGUUUGUAGUGAAAAACAGAGAGAUCAAUAUUAAUAGUGAUGAGGAUUCUUUAAUCACGUGA
This is a messenger RNA of Lottia gigantea (owl limpet), 1434 nucleotides long. RefSeq lists its product as hypothetical. Gene Ontology annotation, cellular component: membrane. Gene Ontology annotation, molecular function: hexose transmembrane transporter activity. The record is from RefSeq and is a predicted model, not a curated record. Gene Ontology annotation, biological process: monosaccharide transmembrane transport. Bases 1 to 1434 code for a protein of 477 amino acids. NCBI's taxonomy places the organism in Eukaryota, Metazoa, Mollusca, Gastropoda, Lottiidae. The transcript has 12 exons.